This is a messenger RNA of Penicillium hordei, 942 nucleotides long. RefSeq lists its product as uncharacterized. NCBI's taxonomy places the organism in Eukaryota, Fungi, Ascomycota, Eurotiomycetes, Eurotiales, Aspergillaceae. Gene Ontology annotation, cellular component: membrane. The record is from RefSeq and is a predicted model, not a curated record. Bases 1 to 942 code for a protein of 313 amino acids. The transcript has 4 exons. Gene Ontology annotation, molecular function: transmembrane transporter activity.
AUGGUUACAGUAGUUUUGGCUGCUAUUGAUAAAGUCAUCAUCUCGAACGCGGCCAUCUAUGGCAUGAAGAAAGACACCCACUUGACUGGCGAUGAGUACUCUUCGGUAGGCUCAAUCUUCUACUUCGGAUACCUCGCCUUUGAGUACCCUGCAGCGCUUCUCAUUCAGCGACUUCCUGUGGCCAAGCUGUAUGCUGGCAUGAACUUUGCUGGCUUGGCUACGGUGCGAUUCUUGAUGGGCAUGACGGAAGCCGCCGUGUUCCCAAUCUCCAGCAUUUUAACGCUCUCCUCCGUCUUCUCAGGCGUGGUCAGCUACGGAAUCGGCCAAACAAACACGGCCUUGGCACCUUGGAGGUUGCUCUUCAUUGUGUUGGGUGCAUUCUCUGUCCUCUGGGCUGGUGUGUUGUACAUAUUCUUGCCCGAUUUGCCCGUGCAAUGCUGGUAUUUCUCGGAUCGCGAGAAAUUCGUCUGCCUCGAGCGCGUUAAAGACAACAAUACCGGCAUGAAAGACAAAACCAUCAAGUGGUACCAAGUGCGCGAGUGCUUAAGCGAACCCGAGACCUGGCUUCUGGCUCUCUUUUCGCUGGCUCAAAAUGUACCCAAUGGUGAUCUGGUGACCUUUUCGGCUAUUAUUGUGACAGGUUUGGGCUAUUCCCCAUUGAUCACAACCGUGUUGGGUAUCCCACCGAUCCUGCUAGGCUUUAUUUCUGCUAGCGUGCCCAACUCCCGUUGCAAUAUUAUCGUCGUGGCCAAUCCAGUCCCCAUGGUCUGUGCCAUCCUAAUGUGGAAGCUGCCACGUGAGAAUCAGCAAGGUCUUCUGGCAGCAUACUAUAUCUUCUACGCCUAUUGGGCACAAUACGUGCUGUCGACUUCGCUUCAAAUGGCUAACACCAGCGGUCAUAGCAAGAAAUUGGCCAUGAACGCCAUCUUCUUCUUGGCGUAG